CGAAAUUGUGGACAUUGCUUAGCAAGUUCCGGGAGAGAGUGGACGUGUUUGGUAGUCAGUGCUGGAAAUCGAAUUCUUCUGCAUAAGUUUCUUGAUUACAGAAAUGUACAAGUCUUUGGUUGUAUCUGCACUGCUGUGCUUCAGCAUCGUCGCCACUGCCGAGAUUGGAAAUGGUGGACGAACGAACAUGGACGUCUACUACGAAUCUCUCUGCCCCGACAGCCGUAAUUUCCUGGUGAAUCAAUUAGCCCCUCAGUGGAAGACUCUUUCGACCUUUGUCAAUUUGAGAUUGAUUCCCUUUGGCAAAGCUAGCUUCACACGGAGUUCGUCGGGUGUUGGAUGGUCGUUCAGUUGCCAACAUGGCUCCGCCGAAUGCAAUGGUAACAUCCUUCACGCCUGUGGUAUCAAGUACAGCAAAGAUUCGACUCAGGCUUUGAGCUUUGCAUCAUGCCUCAUGAGAGCACCUACAUCUGGUGCUCAGUGCGCUGAACUAUCCGGCAUGGAUUUUACUCCUAUUGACGCAUGUCACAAGAGCGUGGAAGGUCAAGAUUUGGUCCAAGCUCAUGGAGUGGAGACUUUAAGUCUACAGCCGACUUUGACGUUUGUUCCCUGGGUGGUGUACGACAAGGUUUUUGACGAUUCUAAGCAAUGGAGCAGUCUUUCUAAUGUCAGAAGCGUUGCUUGCACACACAGCGGGUUCAGUGCACCUGCCUGCCUUUCGAAUGGUCUCUAGUUCGUUGUAUAGGGCCCGACCCAUGUUACUUCAUGGAGAUGAAUCACUUUUCACUGUGCUAACUACACAACUGUUGGAAGCCAAACUGGUGAUGAAAAAAACAUUCUUCGUAACAUGCCCAAGAAAAAACGAAUGCAUACAUUAUACAACAAGAAAAUAAAUUUGCAUAGUUUAUCGGGA
This is a messenger RNA of Daphnia carinata, 913 nucleotides long. Its product is annotated as GILT-like protein 1. The transcript is spliced from 7 exons. Lineage: Eukaryota; Metazoa; Arthropoda; Branchiopoda; Diplostraca; Daphniidae. The coding region runs from base 104 to 733 and encodes 209 amino acids. Gene Ontology annotation, molecular function: oxidoreductase activity, acting on a sulfur group of donors, disulfide as acceptor. The record is from RefSeq and is a predicted model, not a curated record.